UUUUCAUCUUUGAAGAAGACAUAAUAAUAAUAAUGGCAUCAUCAUCAUCAGAUUUCCAUGUGAUGUUCAUUCCAUACAUGGCUCCAGGCCACAUGAUACCAAUGCUCGACAUAGCCGGUCUCUUCGCCGAAAACGGAGUCAGAGUCACCAUCAUCACCACUCCAAACAACGCCGAUCGUUACAUCAAUCACAAGAUUUUCCGACCACUCAUAACCCUAAAACUCUUCCCUUUCCCCACCCUCCAAGCCGGCCUUCCAAAACACUGCGAAAACAUAACCGAUGCCCCCACUCCAGCUAUGUCGAUCCGUUUCCUCCGCGCCGUCGAUAUGCUCCGCCCAGAAAUCGAAACCUUCAUACGCCAAACCAAACCCCAAUGCAUCUUCUCCGACGUCCUCUUCCCUUGGACGUCUCAAAUCGCAAUCGAACUCGGCAUACCCAGGUUGUCAUUUUGCGGCAGCGGCUUCUUUAAUCUCGCCGUUUCUCUUGCCAUCCAACGCUUCAAACCCCACGAAAACGUUGAAUCUGAUUCAACAAAGUUUGUUGUUCCCACCCUUCCGCAUCGGGUUCUGCUCACCAGAUCCCAGUUACCCGACAUAAUGAAAUCGAGAACCACAUUCUCUCAACUGUUUGAUCAGUUGAAUGAGGCAGAGAGCAAAUGCUAUGGGAUGGUUGUGAAUAGCUUCCAAGAACUUGAAUCUGGUUAUGGGGAUUAUUACAGAAAGACAAUAGGAAUCAAGGCAUGGCAUGUCGGACCUACUUCACUCUACAAAGGCACUCCUCCGACUUCGUCGGAAAAGUACGAAUGUCUUACUUGGCUCGACGGCAAAGAACAAAACUCGGUUCUUUACAUCUGUUUUGGGAGCCUGACUCGACUCUGUAAGACUCAAAUCGACGAAAUCGCAACCGCCCUCGAAGAUUCAAAGCAUUCCUUCAUCUGGGUAUUGACAAAGAUUCUAAAAACAGGGGAGGAAGAGGAGGAGGAGCAAAACGGAGGAGAUGAAUGGUGGCUUCCUAAUGGAUUUGAGAAGAGAAUGAAUGAGAAACAAAAGGGAAUCAUUAUUAAGGGUUGGGCUCCACAGAUAUCAAUCCUAAGCCAUCCGGCGACGGGAGGUUUCUUAACGCAUUGCGGUUGGAACUCGAUCUUGGAAGGAGUGGCGGCUGGGGUGCCUUUUGUUACUUGGCCGAUAAUGGCGGACCAAUUCUCUAACGAGCAACUCUUAACUCAGGUUUUGAAGAUUGGAAUUCCGGUUGGAAAUGAAGUGUGGAGAAUUUGGGCGACUGAGGAGACUCCGUUGAUCGAUAGAGAGAUGAUCAAGAAAGCGAUGGUUAAGGUUAUGGAUGGCGGAGACGGCGAGGAGGCGAUGGAGAUGAGGAAUAAGGUGGCGAUGAUGAGUGAAUUGGCUAAGAAAGCUGUUGAAAAAGAUGGAUCUUCUAUUAAAGAGUUCAAUGAUUUAAUCCAAGACAUCAAAUCUUAUAAACCAUAAAUGAAAGAAAGUUAUCUAGGGAUUGA
This is a messenger RNA of Impatiens glandulifera, 1510 nucleotides long. Its product is annotated as UDP-glucose flavonoid 3-O-glucosyltransferase 7-like. Gene Ontology annotation, molecular function: UDP-glycosyltransferase activity. The transcript is spliced from 2 exons. NCBI's taxonomy places the organism in Eukaryota, Viridiplantae, Streptophyta, Magnoliopsida, Ericales, Balsaminaceae. Bases 33 to 1484 code for a protein of 483 amino acids. The record is from RefSeq and is a predicted model, not a curated record.